Colossoma macropomum (tambaqui) is the source of this 681-nucleotide messenger RNA. Its product is annotated as coagulation factor XIII B chain-like. The coding region runs from base 19 to 651 and encodes 210 amino acids. Lineage: Eukaryota; Metazoa; Chordata; Actinopteri; Characiformes; Serrasalmidae. The transcript is spliced from 5 exons. The record is from RefSeq and is a predicted model, not a curated record.
ACUAACCUUUUCAGCAAAAUGAAGCAGUGUCUAGUUAUUCAACAUCUUUUCUUCUUGUGUUUCUGUGAUUGUGCUUCAUCACAAUAUGGAAUAAGAUGUAAGCUGCCUACAAUACCACAUGGGAUUAUUAAUGACGCUAAAGAGGAAUACAAAGAGAACGAACAGUUAAAAUAUUCCUGUGAAAAAAAAUACAGGCCCAGACAUGGAACCCCAAUGUGUCUUAGAGUUGGCUGGAGUAUAACACCAGAAUGUGAAGAAAUUAAUUGUCUGCUUGGGCCGCUCACACCUGGAACAAGCACAAGCCCACAAGGGAAGAAUGUAUUCAGGGCUGGAGAGAGUGUAGAGAUCACCUGCUCAGAAAGACGCUGUUUGUACGGAACAAGAGAGAUCAAACGAAACAUUAUAUGCAAAGAAAGUGGUGAAUGGGAAUACUCGCCUGUGUGUGAGGAAAUUACUUGUGAUAUUCCCUAUGACCAGCAUGUGGACUAUGUUCACUACUACUUUAGUAGGGACAGAAGAUUGGGGGUCGAAAAAACAUACCAGUGUGAAAGUGGGUAUCACGCAGGAGCUAGAACUGCCACGUGUACAGAGAACGGUCUCCAAAACCACUGUGUACUGCAAAAAUACUUCAAUGUGACAAACCCCCAUUGAUCGCAUAUGCAGUACAUGAUUCUAAGGAAC